Molecule: messenger RNA, 2577 nt
Organism: Neocloeon triangulifer
Lineage: Eukaryota; Metazoa; Arthropoda; Insecta; Ephemeroptera; Baetidae
Exons: 8
Coding region: 307-2136 (609 amino acids)
Source: RefSeq, a predicted model, not a curated record
AGAAUUCGGCUCUCGCUGCUGAUUGGGCGAGAAUGCAGAGGAGACCGUGAUUGGCGGUAAACUCCGUCAGAACCUGUUGGAACUCGCAAGAAGUUGCAGAAAAGAGAAUUGCGAGAGAAAAAGAAACACACAGACGCAUUCUUCUGAGUCUGAUCAGAUUGCCAGAACAGGAGGACAUUCUCUCACGGAAUAAGCCAUUGACGGCAUUCAUUGACGAUCGUGCCGUGUCGUGUGCCAUGUCUUUUGCUUGCACACAGUCGCAAUUUUGUUUAUAAUUUUUGUGGGAACUCCAGAAACUGCAAAUUCAUGAUGUUCGGAAACAACUAUGAAAACAAUAAAUCUUCCACCGUGCUUGAUGGACAAAAGGUUACGAACGGUCUUUCGUGCAACAAAUCUAUGGAAGUGUCCGAAGCUGGUGAUACAACUCUUGGAGACAAUUCCAUCAUCAGCAUGAUGAACAACCUGUCCACUGAUGAGGCCAUUGAUCGUCUGGACGAGAUUGCAUCAGAUUUAAGCUCUAACUCUGCCCAAUAUGAUGCUGAUGAGCUUGAGAGAUAUUUCCUGGAUGACGAGAAAAUAACUCCUCGGAAGCCACUGAAGAGAGGAAUUGAGAAAACUCCAGGCAUCCGUGAACUCAGCAUUCUGAAAAACUGGUCGGCGCCAAAUCUGAUGAAGGGAGGAGGCGAAUUCGAGGAGGACAAAAUCACCCUGAUUCUCGGCGUCGGCUUCUCGGUCAUCGACUAUGCCAAAACUGCUGUUGAAAUGGGAUACGUGUCCAACGAGGCAAGCAGCAGUGAUGACGAGGAGGAAACUUUCUAUGGAAAAACUGCAAGCCCUUGCUCCAACAAGAGUCUCGUCAGCUGGGACAGCUGCAAGACCAUGUCUCCUGGGCCUGAUCCCUGCGAGCUGUCUGAAUUCAAGUUGCUCAGCAUGGAGAGAGAAUUUGAGACUGCGAAAGAAGAACAAAAACAAGUGGAGACUGAACAAAAUGAGGCUAAAAUUCUAUUGUCUGGAAAAUGUGGUUGUGGCGAUCCUGAUUCAGCUUAUAAGAAGAUUGAUGUCAGUCCUAGUGUGGAAAAGCUGACGAAGAAUGAGAUUGAUGAAACUGAGAGAGAGGAAAAGAUUUGUGUCCCUACUGAAGAAAUUGGUCAAUUCUUGGAUCUUCCGGAAAUAAUUGAGGAAAAUCUUGCUGAUUGUGGCAAAAAAAUCCAUGAUUUUGUUGAUGCGUUGAUUGCCGAGGCAAAAGAGUCUUUGUGGAGGAAGGACGAGGAGGAAACUUUCCAUGGAGAAACUGCAGGCCAGAAUCUCGGCUGGGACACCUGCAAGACUAAAUUUGCUGGACCUGAUCCCAGCAAGCUGUCUGAAUUCAAUAAGUUGUUCAGCAUUGACGAGGGAAAAGAAUUUGAGACUGACAAAGAAGAACAAAAACAAGAGGAGACAGAACAAUUUGAGGCUCAAAUUCUGUUGACUGGAAAAGGUGAUUGUGAUGAAUAUGAUUCUGCUGAUGAGAAGAUUAUAGUCAGUCCUAGUAUGAAAAAGUUGAUUGGGAAUGAAGUUGAGGAAUUUGAAAAGAUUCGUCAGGAUCUUCCGAAAGUAAUAGAUAACAACCUUGUUGACCCAAUCGUCCACGAUGUAGUUGAUGGGAUGAUCUCCAACAUAGUGGAGACUUUGUGCUGCAAAGACAAGGAGAAGGAAAAUGAUGCAGUGAUACCUCCUGCAGACGAAACAGACUUUUGGGACAAAUACAUGAUUAUAAAAUCCUCCCUGUACCAUGAGAUUUGCAUGCUUGUCAAAGACGUAAAGGAACUCAAAAUGAAAUCUGGCAAAAAUGAAUAUCUCACAGCUCCCUUUGAUGACGCAACUCUGUCUCGUCUGGAGAGGGUUGUCAGUUUGAUCGACGAGCCUCCGAAUGAAGAAAGCCAGGCUCACUGCCUCGACGCUCAGUUGGGCAGAGCUACUAAAAGGUGCCCCUACACAAGGGACGACAUCAUGCAUUUGAGGAUGGUCUACAACGAGGCCGUCAAACCUUCCCUCAGCUACGACAGAGACACUCUUCUGGACUUAAAAAAUUCAGCUUUGUCACAGAGGAAGCCAAGCCUGGACGAAGAUCGGGCUAAGAAUGUGAUGCUGAAGUAAUUUUUAAUAUGAUUUCAUCUUUAUUUUCAACAUCACAGACACCAUGCGAGCAUUUUAUCUUCUCGUAAAAUUACAUUAAUUUACAACAACGUUUGCAUUACACUUAAUAGUUCUCUUUCAUUUCAUGUGAAUUUAUUCUGGCUUUCGGAAAAUAUCAUACAUAUGAUUUCUGCUUGUUCCCCAAAAGUUGUGUUUGGGAAUGUAAGUUUUCACAUUGAACAUAUUUUUAUUUAUUUCAAAGUAGUGCCAGAAGUUUGCCUUACAAACUAUACAACUAUAAUUAAGAUUUUUUGAUUUCCCACCAUUAUCAAAACAAGGGAGCAACUCUUUGGUUAUGAUUUAGGCGUCUCCUUUGGCCAGAAUGUUUGGCACCUGCAGAAAAUAUUUUCAUUUUUAAAAGAAAAAUGUAUAUCAAUUGAGCAAUAAAAAGUAUCAAACACA